Paramisgurnus dabryanus is the source of this 997-nucleotide messenger RNA. RefSeq names its product jagunal homolog 1a (gene jagn1a). Gene Ontology annotation, biological process: vesicle-mediated transport; endoplasmic reticulum organization; granulocyte colony-stimulating factor signaling pathway. The record is from RefSeq and is a predicted model, not a curated record. Gene Ontology annotation, cellular component: endoplasmic reticulum membrane. NCBI's taxonomy places the organism in Eukaryota, Metazoa, Chordata, Actinopteri, Cypriniformes, Cobitidae.
CAGAUCUCGCGGUGGGCGGAGACAUCGCAUUGUUCUGCGCAUGAGCGGUUUAUGUUGCUAGUAUUGAUAGUAGAGGCUUUUUGUUCAGCAUUAUCUCGAUUUCGUCCAUAUUUCUACAAUCGAUAGUACGGAAUCAUCUGGAAAUUGCCAUGGCAUCACGCGCAGGCCCAAGAGCGGCAGGUACUGAUGGGAGUGAUUUUAAACACAGAGAGAAAGUAGCGUCUCACUAUCAGAUGAGUGCUUCCCUGAAAUCAGAGCUAAAGAAGCUCACCGUCGUCCAUCUCUUCAUAUGGUUGCUGGUGGCAGCGCAGGUGGCUGUCAGUCAUCUCAAUCUGGUGUCACAUGACCUGGUGGCCUUGCCCUAUCAGUGGGAGUAUCCAUACCUUUUAAGUCUUCUGCCCUCCUUGAUCGGAGCACUGGCCAUGCCAAAGAACAACAUUAGCUACCUGGUAAUCUCCAUGAUCAGUGCUGGUUUGUUCUCAGUGGCACCUCUUAUUUUUGGUGCGAUGGAAAUGUUUCCUCUGGCUCAGCAGCUGUACCGACAUGGCAAGGCCUAUCGAUUUAUCUUUGGAUUCUCUGCUGUCUCUGUGAUGUAUCUGAUCAUGGUGAUAGCUAUUCAGGUGCAUGCAUGGCAAAUCUAUUAUAGCAAGAAGCUACUGGAUGCUUGGUUCGACUCAACACAAGAAAAGAAGAAGAAAUAAAUGCAUUGUUGUUGGGGGACUUGAUUUACCCAUAAGAAGCAUCUCUAUUUCUCUCCCAGUUUUUACUGUACAAUGCAUGUGAAUAUUUAUAUGUUAAAUAUAUUUGUGAGCAAUAAAGCAUACCUUAAUGUUACCAUUUACUUUCACAUAUGUUUAAAUGUAAAUGUUUCCAAUUAUAUGUUUUAUUAUACUUAACAUUAUAUUUAAAUUAAAAUAGUUUAACUUGAAAUUGUUUCUUCUGGAUGUAUAAUUCACAUAAUUUAUGAUGCUUUAUAAAUAAAUGAUUUCUUUAUAUA